This is a messenger RNA of Ahaetulla prasina, 3893 nucleotides long. It is a transcript of the gene FAM199X, whose product is annotated as family with sequence similarity 199, X-linked. Bases 142 to 1305 code for a protein of 387 amino acids. Lineage: Eukaryota; Metazoa; Chordata; Lepidosauria; Squamata; Colubridae. The record is from RefSeq and is a predicted model, not a curated record. The transcript is spliced from 6 exons.
CAGCCGGCCUGCGCUGGAGCCUGAGGCGUUUUUUUUUUCCUCCUCCUUUUUCGUCGUCCGGCGCGGCGGGACUUCUUCGCCUCAUGGCGGCCGGUUGAGGGCGGCCUAGGCCCGGCUCGGCUCGGCCUUUCCCUCGCGCUCAUGGCCGGCGAGGAGCCGCAGAAGUUCCUGGCGCCCGACGAGCCCGGCGCCGUCCUCCCGCCGCUGUCGCUGCCGCCGCUGCUGCGCCACCCGCCUCGCCUGGGCGACGAAGGCCCGGCCUGCCUGGACGUCAGCGAUUUCGGCUGCCACCUCUCCUCCUGCCACCGCACCGACCCGCUGCGCCGCCUCCAUGCCCACAGAUGGAACUUAACUUCUUGUGGCACAAGCGUAGCCAGCUCCGAAUGCAGCGAGGAGCUCUUCUCUUCGGUCUCUGUGGGCGACCAGGAUGAUUGUUUCUCUCUCUUGGAUGAUCAGGAGUUAACCUCUUUUGACCUCUUCCCUGAGGGGAGUGUCUGUAGCGAUGUCUCUUCCUCCAUUAGCACGUACUGGGACUGGUCAGACAGUGAAUUUGAAUGGCAGCUGCCUGGCAGUGACAUUGCAAGCGGGAGUGAUGUGCUGUCCGACAUCAUUCCCAGCAUCCCAAGCUCCCCUUGCCUGCUUCCAAAAAAGAAAAACAAACACCGGAAUCUUGAUGAACUUCCCUGGAGUGCAAUGACCAACGAUGAGCAGGUGGAAUAUAUUGAAUAUCUGAGUCGCAAAGUCAGUAUGGAAAUGGGUCUUCGAGAGCAGCUUGAUAUUAUCAAAAUUAUUGACCCGAUGGCUCAGAUUUCACCAACGGAUAAUGAAUUCAUUAUCGAACUGAACUGCCUCACGGAUGAAAAGCUGAAACAGGUCAGAAAUUACAUCAAGGAGCACGGUCCUCGACAGCGGUCUGCCAGGGAGACCUGGAAGCGGAGUAGCUACAGUGGGGGCAGUGCCAGCGGAGUGAGCGGCGUCAGCGCCAGCAGCAGCAGCGCCAGUAUGGUCAGCUCGGCCAGCAGCAGCAGUUCGAGCAUUGGGAACUCAGGUUCAAAUUCCAGCGCCAACCUGAGUCGGGCUCAUAGCGAGAAUAAUUUAUCGACAAGCGCUGCGGAACGCAUCCGGGAUUCAAAAAAACGCUCCAAGCAGCGCAAACUUCAGCAGAAGGCUCUGCGCAAGAGGCAGCUGAAAGAGCAGCGGCAGGCGCGGAAGGAAAGGCUGAGCGGCUUGUUCCUCAACGAAGAGGUCUUGUCGUUAAAAGUGACCGAAGAGGACCACGAAGGAGACGUGGACGUCUUGAUGUGAGACGGGAAUGUCGCGAUCGGUGUUCUUUCUAAGCCUUAAGCUUCACUCUCUUGUUUACAUACACUUGUACCAAAACGAGGAUUGAAUCAGGACUAGCUGUCCUCCUCCUCCUCCUCCUCCUCUUCCUCCUCAUCCCACCACUUAACCUGUGAUUGACUAGUCUGGGUUGUUCGGCUUUCUUUUUUUUUUUUCAAAAUCGUAAGAAAAUCAGGAAGACGUUCUUUAAAAAAAAAAAAUUACAUAGGCUGGAGUAUUUUGCUUUCAGAGCAACCCACUGGUUACAAAAAAGAAAAGAAAAGAAAGAAAGCUGCAUUUCUCUCUUUGAUUUCAUUAAAAUUACAGAAAGAAAACCCUUGGGUUUAAAUUGGAAAGUAUUUCCUUCUGUCUUCCCACGAUGUAAGUCUUAACGGUUAAAGGAAAAUAGUCUGCGAAAACAGGAAUACGCUUUUGCCAGGACCUCUUUUUUUCCUUCUUUGCCACUGCAGUUGUAUCAAAGCCUAAAACUCUAUAGCUUAGGUUCCCUGGAAUUACCACUUUAAUUUCAUUUAAUGUGGGAGUUUCAGAGCUGUGUGACUUAACACUGUGUGACAGGGGCGUUCUGGUCAUCCAGUUGGUGGUUUUAAACCUGUGUUUUUCUCCCUGUUUUCCACUGCAAAGCAAGCAAGUAUAUUUUGGAGUAGUCACAAUAAUCAUUUAUAUGUAGAGCCUGGUAAGGAAGGCAUUUUGUAGGUGAUCUGGUGUUUGGUAUCAAGCACUGGAGAACAAAUAAGAAAUACUUAUUGACAAAUACAUAUUUCCUUUCCCCCCCCCCAAUGUAUUAUAUUUCUGCCUCUGUUCCAAACCCCCAUAGUGUCUUGUGCCUUAAAAUUAAUUUGAUUUCUUUUUUUUUUCUCUCUUGUUGCUUAAUAUGGAAGUUUGGGGGGAAAAUGGCAAGAAGAAAGAAGAUCAAAGCACCCCAAAAUUCUUCAAAGCAUAAUUUAGCUCAUCCUGCUUUUUUUUUCUUGAAGAACCCCAAAGUGAGCCACCGUUGUACAUAAAAGAGAAUUUUUUAUAUUGGGGAAAAAACAACAACCACAUGUUACAAAGUCAGCUUGAAGGGCUGCAUUGCUCUUUAGUUAACAUUGAUAGCUAAUACUGAAGAAGUGCCACGAGAUGAAGAAACUGCUUAGGCAAAUGUGUUUGGAAGAAUAUUGCAAUAUUCUAUGAUGUUGCCUCGAAGUAAUUUAAGCUUCUAUUAUUUGUGCAAAAGGACUGAGAUGUAUUUCUUUCUCUGUUCCAAAUCCCCAUGGGGGGGAUUAAUACUUUGAUUUUAGAUGCACAUGCUUCCAGAGUCAAGCUGUGUAUUGCUUGCUUUCGGAUGGAAACACCGUUUUCUGUUUUAAACUAGCCAUUUUGUUCUUUCAUCUGAUUUAAAAUCUAGACGUGAUCAGACAAAACUGUAGUUUGCCUGUAGUUGACUCAUCCCAGCAUUUUAGAUAAUCUGUAAUUAAGAAAAAGAUUUAUUCCAGGUAUGCAUGAAGCAGUAAUCUUUGAUGACUGUAACAGAAUGUGAAACUUUUCUGGGGGGGGUUUCCCCUCCCCCUGUGGUUUACACAGGGGAACUAUUUAAAUUGUAUUUCAACAUUCUAGUUGAUCCAUAUUAGGGUAAUGUACGCAAUAUUGGAUAGAUGUCAAAUAUUUAUAGAUGUUUAAAAUUCACUAGAUUAUUUCUUCAAGCCAAAUUCCUCUUUGUUUCAAUUUUUAAUUCUGGAUUGUAGUUUUGGAGCAUAGUUACAUUUAGUUAUAAUCAUUGACUCUGCUCAAGAACAGGAAAAUUACUCUGAAGUACUGUAGCCAAAUCAUACUCUGUGAGUACUAAGGCGGAUUAAAAUGUUGUUGUAGCCCAAUACUCAGUGUUGUAAUAAACCUUGAAGAAGUGUGACCCCCUCUAUAUCUUCUAGUCCUUUAUUUCUAUAAUUACCCCAAAGUUUUCAAUUGCUUUAAUCCUGCCCUCCCCAGCUAAUUUUUCACCUCUGUGUGUGUGUGUGUUAAAAUAAUGAUUGUUUACAGUGACUCAUGUAUUGAUUCCUGGUUAACAUCUGCUAAGCUAGUUUUAAAAAUUCAAGACACUUUUGACUAAGCUGUGGUUUAAAGCCACAUGUUUUUGGUUUUUUCUUUCUUUUUUUUACAAAUUUAAAAGCAAUGUUAGACUAUAGAAAGGAGCUAUUUUGUAGCCCGUUGCCUGUGUUCUAUUUAUUGUAAGCUGUUUACAAGCUGCAUAAAUAUUUAAUAAAAUAACUUAAGAAUUGAGAGAACAAGUAAUCCACUUCUCUUGCAAAGCUUAGAAGGAGCACUGAAAACCUGAUUUUUUUUUUUAAAAAAAUGGCUGUUUUGUUAGCUGAAUGUAACUAUGAAAAACCUGUUUACAUUUUGUGUCUGCCUGUGCAUUCUUUUUCCCCACCCCCUACAAAUAUUCCAAUAAGCCAAGUAUUUGACUUUAAACAAAGGAGAAAAGUUUGUGUAAAAAAAAAAAAAGAUUGCCUAGAAUGCUUUGGUAGUUCCUAACAGCUGAAAUAUUUUCUUGAUCUAGAGUAAAGACUUUACUCAUU